GUCCUUCGCUCAGUGGUGUCGGUGAUAGGCGCGUGAACAGACCGGCGCGUGGUAGGCGGGGGAAAGGCUUUCGUGUUGCGACCCACUUUAAAAACCUUUGCCACGGAAAGGAAUUAGACAGCCUUCGCGAAAGGAACACCCUCAGACCACAUUUUCAUCCAGGGCGACGUCGUCGGUUUCGCGCGGAGAAGCUCGAGACACGGUCAGCAGGAGCGUGGGAAGAGGAGUAACGGCGCGAGGAUACUGCUCGGUUCUCCGCUCCUCUCUUGUCAGGGCUUUCACGAGGUAGAAAUUCCCUCUAAUAGGAAUUCCUGGGGAAUUUCUGUUGAAGUCCUUCUAUAGCUUCUGGAAUAAUCACUGUGGCGGCAAUGGAGGAUCCAAAGCCAGAUGAAAUGAAUGCCAUUCCCAACGGGAAAGGCCAUGAAGCGGGAGAUGAGACGCCCACUGCCUCCACACCCAGCAAGACCCAGUCAGACGACACAGCCCAGGGGCUUGUGCCUAACAGUACAGACAACACCAGUCCCAGCAGAGCAACAGCAGACACGGAGGCCAACAUGGCUGAGAGCGCUGAGUUCCUCUCCAAUGUGCAGGACAAGAAAGCACCUCGCUUCACAGACUUUGAGGGGAAGACCUCAUUUGGGAUGUCCGUCUUCAACCUGGGAAAUGCCAUUAUGGGGAGUGGAAUUCUGGGACUGGCAUAUGCCAUGGCUAACACGGGCAUCGUCCUGUUUUUAUUCCUCCUCACUGCCGUGGCAAGUCUAUCUGCCUACUCCAUACACCUACUGCUCAAGUCCUCUGGUGUCGUUGGUAUCAGGGCAUAUGAACAGCUGGGUUACAGAGCCUUUGGUACACCUGGGAAAAUGGCUGCUGGCAUUGCAAUCACAUUACAGAAUAUUGGAGCCAUGUCCAGCUAUUUGUACAUAGUGAAAUACGAAUUCCCUCUGGUGAUACAGGCCUUUCUCAGAGUUCACAAACCAUCUGGGGAGUGGUAUCUGGAUGGCAAUUACCUGGUGUUGAUCGUCUCUGCUUGCAUUAUUCUUCCUCUUGCCCUGAUGAAGCAGCUUGGCUACCUGGGUUAUACCAGCGGGUUCUCUCUGAGUUGCAUGGUCUUCUUCCUUAUUGCGGUGAUUUAUAAGAAGUUUCAGGUGAUAUGUCCAUUUGUGGACUUCACCUUCAACCGAACCCUGGGUUUGAACAUCACCCCGCUAGCAGACCACGGCGGCAUGGCGUCGCUGCCCCAGGACGAUACCUCCUGCACCCCCAACAUGUUUAACAUCAAAAUCCAGACAGCCUACACUAUUCCCAUCCUGGCAUUUGCGUUCGUGUGCCACCCGGAGGUGCUACCAAUAUACACAGAGCUUCGCAACCCCACCAAGAAAAAGAUGCAACAUGUUUCAAACAUCUCCAUUGCUGUAAUGUACAUCAUGUACUUCUUGGCUGCCCUGUUCGGAUAUCUGACCUUCUACGAUAAUGUUGAAGCUGAGCUGUUGCACACCUACAACAAGAUUGACCCAUAUGACACUCUGAUGCUGUGCGUACGUGUGGCUGUACUGACCGCGGUCACACUCACAGUACCUAUCGUGCUGUUCCCUGUGCGGAGAGCAAUCCAGCAGCUCUUCUUCCCCAAUAAGACGUUCUGGUGGCCGAGACAUAUCGCCAUCGCCAUCCUCCUCCUCACCGCCAUCAACUUGCUUGUUAUCUUCGCCCCCAACAUCCUUGGCAUCUUCGGGGUCAUUGGUGCUACAUCAGCUCCGUGUCUCAUCUUCAUCUUCCCAGCCGUGUUCUACAUCCGCAUUGUUCCCAAAGAGGAGGAGCCUAUGCUCUCAGUGCCCAAAAUCCUGGCCGCCUGUUUCGCUGGUUUGGGUGUCCUGUUUAUGAUAAUGAGCCUGAGCUUCAUCAUAAUUGAUUGGACGUCGGGAAGCAGCAAAGGGAACAGCGGGCAUUAGAUGCUCGCUCGUAUUUUUGCCUUUUUUUCUUUUUUUAAAGAGUCGUUGUUGAUGUUGUGUGUGUGUGUUCUUAUGUCCUGUAUAGUGCUGGGUCAGGAGCUCUAGAGUAUGCACAGUCUAUCAGUGGAAUGUCAGCACCAAGGGGAAUUACAGCAAGUGACACUAGAUUCCUGCUUUUAGCUCAGUGGUCAGCUGAUCACAAGCUGUCAUCUGGUUGGGGGCAGUCAUCACAGGUGGACCUCUGCUCCAGGUCAUCCUAAAACUGGUCUGCAACCCUUCCCUUGCAAAAGCCAGCCAAUCCCAGCAAAGUACUACAGAUGGAAACCUAUAACCCAGCUUGCAGGGUCACCUAUUACUGCCCGGAUGUAAAGUGAUGGGCACCACCACUAUGGGGUACCAUCACCUGUGAUGAGCAGGCUGUGCAGACUCAACAACCUGACCCUCAGAGCAGCUGGAAAGAAACUGCAAACAUCCUCCCCCUCCCCAUCUCGUUUCCCACAGCUGCCCUCUGCCCUUUGCCUUUUGACCCCGUGCAUAGAAAGAGCUGGCCGCAUCUAAGCAGGGUAUUUCUCAGGAUUGGCAUGGAUUACCCUGGUGGUACGUUAGCUAACUAUGUUAAUGAUUCACUCUCUGUCCUGUCCUUUACAUGGCAAUAAUCUCUGCAAUAACCGAGAAAUGCCUGGUAAUUUCAAGAUAUUGGACUGGGAGGACGUUUCCAUGACAAUGUAAGGUCAUGGUGAACUUGAGUGACCCCUGCCAUCCUUUGGUCCCUGCACUCUCGGUCAGUUGCUGUUGUAGCAAAUAGUAUAUAUAGCACAGUGCUCAUGUGACACAUAUGCAAACUGUACAUAUGAUGACAUAAAAAGGUGUGUCAGUCAUUUUUAUAUGUAUGGAUUUAUAUAUUGUUCAUCAUUUCCAGAUCAUAUGUGCAUCAUGUCAUGUGAUGUCUUUGAUAUUAACCCAGAAGCAUAUAUGGUUUGAGCAGAAUCUCAAAUGAUUUUAGGAUAUUAAUGGACCAGUUUAAAUCGUCUCUAAAGAGGAUGCACAUAAAAAAUAUAUAUAUAGUUAUCUUAUGAUUAUGUGUUAAUCUACUGUGGAGUGAAAAUGAGAAACGCAUCUUGAGAAGGGUCUAUACUGCUGUAGUCAUGUGCACAGUCUGAUCCAUGUUGUUUCUGGAAAUCUGCUGAAAGCAGACAGACAUAACCAAAACAAAUCCCUAAUGUGCAGGGUCCUAUCCUUCAAAAGAUGAACUACAGCAAACAUGUAAAUAUUGCAGCUGCAGGAUGAGAACAGGUAUAUGGAGUCAGAUGUAGAAGGGCUAAAUCAGGUAGGUGGAUGCUAGAUGCAUCUGGAGAUGGCUAAGUGGAGAGACAUGACUGCCAUGGUGGAUUUUUGCUUGCUCUUUCAAUAUAGAUUAUUUAUGUCAUUAUCGCACGGCUGUGCUUCAGAAGUCAGAGAGAGGCUGGCGGAGUUGUGUCCCACUGCCCCUGAGAACCAAUACACACUCAUGUCUAAUUCAGCUCCAGUUCCCACUAGAGCUACCAGAAAAUGGACAAAAAUGCAAUUCUGAACAUUAGUCUUUAAUUAAUGCAUUCCAGAUUAGUAAAGACAUUCACCACUCUAAAGAUGUGUGACAGUAGAGUUUAUAGCUGGUAUGAGAUUUAACAAAGCACAGAAUUCCAACUUCAUAAGGCUGGAAUUUAUCCGAGACUUCGAGUUGGAGGAAGACCUCAAUCUGACCUAAUUGAUAAAUGAAUGCACAAUUCAAUUCUUCAUUAAGAAUUCAGUUCUUGGCUAGUUCCUGACUGUGCAUGAGCAUUUGAUAAUGGCCAGUAGAUAAUGACCUAGCACUUUCUGCUGUAAAGCACAAUAUAGAGCCAUUAGAAAUACUUGCUAUAGAGACCAACUCUAAUCUAUGAUAAACUCAUGACUUAAUAUAUUUUAUAGACAGACUUAUAUGGCCUUCAUACUACUAAUUCUAAAAUAUUCACAAAUCUUUUGGAAGAUAAUGCAUUUAUGUGUGUCUCACACAUUGUACUGAUCACUACCACUACUGGUCACUGGCCAGCUACCCUUUUCCUAUACUAUAUUAACACAGACCACCUGUGCAACCUAAUGCAAAGUUUGUGUGUGUUUAUGGUGUCUGCCCCCUCCAUAUUGUUUAAAAUAUAGUAAAACAAUCUGUGAAUGUGGUGUGUAACGUACAGUAUCUUUAAAAAGCAAAACAAAAACCGUGUGAGAAGUGAGAUGUCUAUUUAACUUGUGGUACUUUUACACUAGUUCUGUGAAGUGUUCCUUGGAAAGGUGGGUCAAUGUGGGUGGGUAUGUGGGUGCGCAGGUCGCCCGGUGUGUCUGUGAUCUGUUGCUCUUCUGUGUUUUAAAUGUCCGCUUAAGAUCGCGCUGCUGUGAGAUACUCAGAGCCCCUGGUAACGGUUUAAAAGGCCAGUCCAUGCUGGACGCAGAAAGAUUACGGAUUGAGACUUGAAAGUAUUUGAAGUUCUCCAUAUGUUCAUUUUGCAUUUUCGUGUGUGGUGUGCUUUUAGCAGCGCAAACAUUUCCACCUGUUAAGGGCCAUGGAGUUGUCAGUUCAGUAGUGCACAGUUCACAUGGCUGAGUAUGUGAGUGUGCGUGGAGGUUAUGUGCUAGUUACAAGGGAAUUGCUAGUAUUUUUCGUGAUAUAAAAAUAAUACUAGUGUGAGUGUUGAUUGUAUGGAGUAACCACAGAACAUCCAUAAUCAUAUAUUUUUCCACUUGAUAUACUGAAAACAUUUUAUGAUUAUAUUUUUCUUAACCAUAAACAAACGUUAAUUGUGGGUCAUCUAUUUUUUAAUCAUAUGGUUAUUUUUUCCUCUUAAAGCACAUACUAUGUACAUUAGAAGCUUUUACUAUAUGUUAAAUUAUACAUCAAAAGGAAAUUGCCUAUUCCUUGUGGCAAAGUAUAGAUUUAUUUUUGUCACAUGACCCAAACCUGUGGCUAAAGGUAUAUUUCCUAUAUCUGGUUAACCAAAAUCAAUUAUUUUAACAUAUAUAAAAUUGUUACUUGUAUAGGUUUUCUUAUGCGACCUCUGGAGUGAAUUAUAGUACUCAGACGUGUCCAUUAAUGGAUGGGAUUAUUGACGUAACAACGAUUUCCUGAAGGACAUAAAAUAGAUGGAUUUUAUUUCUGGAAAUAGCUUAGGUUGUUUUAAUAUUAUAUUUUAUUUUGCUUUUUCCAGUUGAACAAACAGGUUUGAAACUCGUGUAAAGUUUUGACAUAUGAAGGCUAGUGGGAUUAAAAAGUGUUGAGCAGUUGGGGGAAAAAAAUCGCUGUAAACAGUGACAACGUCUACACGAUACCAUAAACGAACACCAGAGGGAGACAUAUUAAAGCAGUCUUUUUCAGUAGCGUUUGUGUGAUGUAAAUGUCUACUCGAUAUCUACUUUUCCCUCGUGACUUAAUGAGAACCUCAUUAAACGUUUUUAUGGUUUCAUGACUUACAUGGCAGCAUUUAUAAAUGAUGUAAAUAAAUGUAAACCAUUUAUAUCCAACAUACACAUCUAGUUUGUACAUUGUAAAUAGGCAGAUGUUUAGUCUAAUAAUUAAAACUAUGUAAUAAUUUUUAAAAGUGCUUUAAAAAGCCAGUUGAAAUGUCUUAUUUUUCUGUAUUCUCCAUAUAUUGAGUAAAUGGCUGGCAAUUAUUGUACUGUAAACAAUGUUGCAAUUAAAAAAAAGACCUCAUUGUUUCUUA
This is a messenger RNA of Electrophorus electricus (electric eel), 5674 nucleotides long. RefSeq names its product sodium-coupled neutral amino acid transporter 3-like. Lineage: Eukaryota; Metazoa; Chordata; Actinopteri; Gymnotiformes; Gymnotidae. Gene Ontology annotation, biological process: asparagine transport; histidine transport; amino acid transmembrane transport. Gene Ontology annotation, cellular component: plasma membrane. Gene Ontology annotation, molecular function: L-asparagine transmembrane transporter activity; L-histidine transmembrane transporter activity; L-glutamine transmembrane transporter activity. The record is from RefSeq and is a predicted model, not a curated record.